Rhagoletis zephyria (snowberry fruit fly) is the source of this 819-nucleotide messenger RNA. RefSeq lists its product as uncharacterized. The record is from RefSeq and is a predicted model, not a curated record. Lineage: Eukaryota; Metazoa; Arthropoda; Insecta; Diptera; Tephritidae.
AUUAAAUGUGUUUAUCCUAUUAUAGCGAAUGACCAUUAACAAUGUUGUUGCCUUCGGGGCGCUCAAACACCUUGACAAGAAUAUCAUCUCCUCUCCUGCCCACGAACGUCAUAAAUAAGUCAGAAAACGUGCAGCCAGUAGCUGCGACAGGAGCUACUGACAGUGGGCCAACAACUAUAGAGUCAACAAACGCAGAGGCGGGCAAACAUUCCUCAGCACCCUGUAACCAAUGUGAAAACAGGGCCACUUGCACCGUGCAUGCUGUGUGCGCCCCCAGUCUUCCACCAGUAUUAAACAGUACAGAUGCAGCUACGCCAGUUUUGGAUAGUGCGGGAACUUGGGAAGAAGUCGAGCGACACCUACAAGCAUUACAGGAAAAACUCAAGGAGAACUGGACCGUACACGUGGCUAAAGAGGGUAGACUAUAUUACUGCAAGUAAGUAUAGAAUGUAGGUGAUCUCAAAAAAAUCAUAUGUGCAUUUGUUAACAUAUACAUACACAUUAUUCACAAAUAUGUGCAUAUGGAUGUAUGAGCAGCAACUAAAUAUGUAAAGUUAAAUGAUAUGAACGUCAUGUAAUUAUUGAGUCACGGAAACUAAUAUAAACAGUAACCCCAAAUUUGUGGAGGGGCGACUACUAUCCGCCAGAAAUUAGCGCAGUAUAGGGGCUGUUUACCGCGCAACGAACUGCAUAUUAUGCUCAACUAUAUUCACUAAUUGUUUAAUUGGUUGUACAUGAAUGAAUUCGUUGAGGGCAAUAUGAAAUAGAACAGUGGUCAAAUAACUGCCUCGAAAGACAACAUUGUCUACUUCAUUAAAC